Messenger RNA from Pediculus humanus corporis (human body louse), 1506 nucleotides. Its product is annotated as sialin, putative. The transcript is spliced from 9 exons. The coding region runs from base 1 to 1506 and encodes 501 amino acids. Gene Ontology annotation, molecular function: transmembrane transporter activity. Gene Ontology annotation, cellular component: plasma membrane. The record is from RefSeq and is a predicted model, not a curated record. Gene Ontology annotation, biological process: monoatomic anion transport; transmembrane transport. Lineage: Eukaryota; Metazoa; Arthropoda; Insecta; Psocodea; Pediculidae.
AUGAGAACAGACAUGAACAUUGCCAUGGUGGCUAUGGCUAAAUCAUCAGAAAAUAAAAGUGGAAACAUAAGCGGACAACAAAAUACAAAUCCAAGUUAUUGUUACGUUUACAAUAAUGAAUCUGAUAAUUCUUAUAAAGCACAAUUUAAAUUACUGGAGGAUGACGAAUUCAUAUCGCGCUCAUUGCGAAAGCAAUUAAAAAUUGAUGAAGAGGGUGAGUUUGAGUGGAGUCCAAAUAUUCAAUCAGUGAUCAUAAGUUCUUUUUAUUGGUGUUACGUUUUGUCACAAGUGGCAGGAGGAAUUCUUACUCAAAAAUUUGGUACAAAACUAAUAUUCGGUGGUUCUCAACUAGCAACCGCAAUAUGUUCGUUACUUAUACCCAGUUGUGCAAGCAUACAUUGGUUAGUUUUAGUACUGCUAAGAUCAAUUCAAGGAAUAGCAUCGGGUCUAACGUGGCCAGCUAUGUAUGCUGCUGUCGGACACUGGAUUCCGUCUCAUGAGAGAAGCAGGUUUAUGUCAUCAUUUCAAGGUUUUAGUUUUGGUAUUGGCGUAACUUAUAUGCUCGCUGGUAUUAUAAUAGCAAAUUUUGGUUGGAGAGUUGUUUUUUACGUCACUGGAAUGCUGGGAAUUAUUUGGUGUACUUUUUGGUAUUUUUUCGCAUUCGACGAGCCCGAAAAUCAUCCGAGAAUCUCACCAUUAGAAUUAGAAUAUAUUCGAUUGCAUGUUGGAUCAACGGUUGUAACCGCAAAAAAAAAAGUAGUGCCGUGGAAAAAAGUAUUAACAUCUUUACCAGCUUGGUCAAUAGGGAUCACUACUUUUGGCCGUAUUUGGGUACAUUACACAUUCAUGAUUCCCGGGCCGAAAUAUAUAAAAACCAUUUUAGGUCUUAACAUUCAAGAAAAUGGGCUCAUGUCUGGAGCUCCUUUUAUCGGAAGUUAUUUAUCGUCUGUAAUAUUUUGUUAUGUCGCCGAUAAACUUCAUACGAAAAACAUAUUUAGUCUCACUAAUAUAAGAAAAAUAAAUACAGCCUUAUCUCAAGCAGUGCCUGGAAUAAUGUUGGUCAUUAUUGGAUAUUUGGGAUGCGAUUUUAUAUCAGUAUUUAUAUUAUGGUUUAUUGCUGUGACACUCAUAACAGCUGCAUAUGCUGGAGCCAUGGCUAGUAUCGUAGAUAUUGCACCUAAUUAUGCUGGACCCGUUUUAGCUUUUGCUCAAACUGUACAUAUGUCUGCAAGUUUUAUAUCACCUCUUGUAGCAGGUUCAAUUCUUUCUAAGGGAGAAGAUAUUGAUAAUUGGAGGAUGGUAUUUAUGGUUUCUGCAGCUGUUGCUUGCAUAACAUAUAUAUUUUUUCAAAUAUUUGGAACAUCUAAAAUUCAAGAUUGGAAUUACCAAGGUGUUAAAACUUCACUCAACUGUGUUAAUCAUCAGGAUACCAUAAUUCCAUUGAAAUUAGAAAAAGAUGAAAAAUCAACUAAUACAAAUUCAUUAGAAAAGACAAACAAUUGUUAA